Molecule: messenger RNA, 2687 nt
Organism: Carlito syrichta (Philippine tarsier)
Lineage: Eukaryota; Metazoa; Chordata; Mammalia; Primates; Tarsiidae
Gene: STX3
Product: syntaxin 3
Exons: 11
Coding region: 82-858 (258 amino acids)
Biological process (GO): synaptic vesicle fusion to presynaptic active zone membrane; exocytic insertion of neurotransmitter receptor to postsynaptic membrane; intracellular protein transport
Cellular component (GO): SNARE complex; endomembrane system; presynaptic active zone membrane
Molecular function (GO): SNARE binding; SNAP receptor activity
Source: RefSeq, a predicted model, not a curated record
CUGGAGCAGCUGAAGGCCAAGCAGCUAACGCAGGAUGAUGACACUGAUGAGGUCGAGAUUGCGAUUGACAACACGGCUUUUAUGGAUGAGUUCUUUUCUGAGAUUGAGGAGACUCGGCUCAACAUUGACAAGAUCUCAGAGCAUGUGGAGGAGGCAAGAAAACUCUACAGUAUCAUCCUCUCUGCACCAAUUCCAGAGCCAAAAACCAAGGAUGAUCUAGAGCAACUCACAACGGAGAUCAAGAAAAGGGCCAACAAUGUCCGGAACAAGCUGAAGAGCAUGGAGAAGCAUAUUGAAGAAGAUGAGGUCCGGUCAUCGGCAGACCUUCGGAUUCGGAAAUCCCAGCACUCCGUCCUCUCCCGCAAGUUUGUAGAGGUGAUGACCAAAUACAAUGAAGCUCAGGUUGACUUCCGUGAGCGCAGCAAAGGGCGGAUCCAGCGGCAGCUUGAAAUUACUGGGAAAAAGACAACAGAUGAGGAGCUGGAAGAGAUGUUGGAGAGCGGCAACCCUGCCAUCUUCACUUCUGGGAUCAUCGACUCCCAGAUUUCUAAGCAAGCCCUCAGUGAGAUCGAGGGACGGCACAAGGACAUCGUGAGGCUGGAGAGCAGCAUCAAGGAGCUUCACGACAUGUUUAUGGAUAUUGCCAUGCUGGUGGAGAAUCAGGGUGAGAUGCUAGAUAACAUAGAGUUGAAUGUCAUGCACACAGUGGACCACGUGGAAAAGGCACGAGAUGAAACUAAAAAAGCUGUGAAAUACCAGGGCCAGGCCCGGAAGAAAUUGAUAAUUAUCAUUGUGGUGGUAGUUGUGUUGCUGGGCAUUUUAGCGUUGAUUAUUGGACUUUCUGUUGGGCUGAAAUAAGAGCAGCCUGCCAGGCUGCUGCACUGACAUAACCUGAUUCCACUCCAGCCUGUGUGGCCACCUUUGUCUUCAUGUGGGAACGAACUUUGAAUGGCCUUCCCGAGAGCCAGUGGGACCGUUCCUUUGUUUCCUUGUAGCCAUCCUUGGACCUGACUCAGCAAACAAUCUAUCCAGGAGGAAUCUACCCGAUGCAACCCUGAGUUCUCCUCCAAGCCUCCUCCUGCCCCACCAGCUCUCAAGUACCUCCCUUCCUGGACUGUAUGAACCACCCUAGCUUCUCCUUUCUCCCUGUGAUGUGUCAAAUUAUGCUUUGUACCUGGGAAAGCCCACUUGAGACCCUCCCAAGGUGCUGUAUUUUCUACCUCAUGAAUUAUUCUUCCAGAAAUUGCAAUGUAUUUUUAAGGGGAGUAUCUUUAACAAAGCAGAAGGAUUCUUCUAAGUGUGGCAACAAUAAGGCUAGGAUCUGAGUCUUCUGCCUGGCAAUAUGCCUUUAUUGUUUGUUGAUUCUAUGUCCUGAAAACAUAGACAGGUAGAUGUCAUUUUGGUCUCAGAAGCUGCCCUGUCUGAAAUUCAACCUUAAAUCAAGCUCUUAGUAUGUUCAGCUUGGAGGCUAACUUUGAUUACUCUGUGUUGUAUUCUCUCGUUUACUCAAGGAGGGACCAGGAUGAUCCAGUUAUUUGAGGUUGCCAUUUGCAAAGGCUGAGGGUAUGAAAUAAUUUGUUUCCAUGUCAGGCUGUUCCCUGUUAGAGAGUGAUGCUUUGUGAAGCCAUUGCCUUGAUACCAGAAAUAAUCAGGGAUUUUAAAUUGGGCCAGGGACAAGGUGCUAGAGUCCCAAGCUCUUCAGAUAUUUCAUGAGAUUGAUGUGAGUAUUCAGUCACUUAUGUGUUCCAGAUGUAUUUUAAUAAUUUUGUGUGUGAGAUGAAUAUAUAUUUGUGUCUCAGGAAGUAGGAAAUAAAAGUGAAACACAUUAUGACCUCAAGAAAGAAAAAAAAAAAAAGCAAAAAGGCAAAACAAAAAAACUAUGAGCUAGGCUAAAAAUUAAAGGACAUUUGCUUGCCUGCAAAUGAAUCACUGUAGAAAUGUGAUCUUCCUGUAUCAUCCAGGAAUUUGUUUCCUGGAUGAGAAAUGGGAGAGUUAAGUAAGAUCUUUGGAAUGAGGACUAAAUUGGUCCCUAUCAAGUUUUUCUGCCUAACAGACAGAAGGUAUGUUUUGACACCUCUCCCCUCCAACCUGCUGCCUACACUAGGCUUGUUCUGAGAACAUCUCACAGCAAUUUGAUAUUAUCCAUUCAACCUAAGCAAUGUCCUGCCUCCAGGGCUGAGUCAGCUGGAGAAGACCAGAGACUAGAGAAGCUCUUCCUGCUACCAGUCUAAGAAGCUUGGCAGAUUGUCUUUCUCUUCUGAUUCUUAUCUUCAGGUGUAGCGACCAUGCUAACCGGUGGCAAUCCUCUGCCAGUCUCCCUGAUUUUGGGUACCAGGUAUAUUUCAGCUUUGACUAUAAUGCUUUCUGGGAGAGGGUGAGCACCCUUAAUCCAGGCACUGCCUAUUCCUUCCUCUGCAAAGGCUGCUUACUCCCAGUCACCCAGCACUCAGACAGAGCCAAGGGGACGUCCUCUGGCUAUGACGUCACACAGUGGAUCCACUCCAGCCACAAGGGGAGAUAGACUAAUCACAGGCCUUGGCUGCCUCUGAAACUCUGAGAUUGAGGCCGGGGGCUUAUAGUUUGGACUAUAAACAUGUGAAGGCUCUUUUGUUAUUUGUAUUGUCUUUUUUAAAAUGUAAACUUGAUUAUUUUAUUGCUAUUUAAAAAUAAAUGACUUUAUAUUGAUU